Molecule: messenger RNA, 660 nt
Organism: Monosiga brevicollis MX1
Lineage: Eukaryota; Choanoflagellata; Craspedida; Salpingoecidae
Exons: 4
Coding region: 1-660 (219 amino acids)
Biological process (GO): protein import into mitochondrial matrix
Cellular component (GO): TIM23 mitochondrial import inner membrane translocase complex; mitochondrial inner membrane
Molecular function (GO): transmembrane protein transporter activity
Source: RefSeq, a predicted model, not a curated record
AUGGCGGGGCCGAUCAGCUGGCCCGCAUGCAUACUUCCCACAGGGUGCUGCUUUUCGGGCUGCCGCUUACCCGGCCAGUCUCAUACCGCCCCGUCGGACUUUGACAUGCCGUUUUUACAGCAGGGCAAUGAUUCCGAGUUUCUCUUCCCCAAGGCCGAGGACAAGGGUCGCUCCUUUUCGGAAAAGGCCUCAUAUACCACUGGUGCCUCCUACAUUGCCGGCUCCUUGAUCGGUGCCGGCUAUGGUGUGGUUGAGGGUCUGCGUCACCCCAACGCCGUCACUACCAAGCUGAAAAUCAACACGGUGCUCAAUGCCGCCCAGAAACGUGGUCCCUUCUUGGGCAACACCCUCGGCGUAAUUGUCUUGAUGUACAACGUGGCCAACUAUGGUAUUUGCAAGGUCCGACAGACUGACAAGCCACACGCGCUUGACCACAUUGCGGCCGCUACCGUUGCGGGUGGUCUUUACCGCAGUGCCUGUAAGUUUCGCGCCACCCCGCUGAACCAUCAUUUCAAAGCGGCUGCUGGCCCGCGCGCCGCGGCCCUGGGCUCGAUUACCGGUCUGGCGCUGGCCUCCACGUUCUUCAUCGGCAAGGCUCUCGUUACCAAGAGCGACGAUACCUCGCUCCUGGAUGCCAUCCAGGAGAAGCAGUACAGCUAG